Messenger RNA from Cotesia congregata, 2376 nucleotides. NCBI's taxonomy places the organism in Eukaryota, Metazoa, Arthropoda, Insecta, Hymenoptera, Braconidae. The record is from the annotation of a GenBank genome assembly.
CAAGCAGACACGCGACCACCACGACAACUUCCACCUCCACAUCAACACGCUUUUAAUGUCUCUCUCUGCAGUCAUUAUCUCUUACCUUCUUUGAACGUACCUCAGUCCCAGCUCCUCAGGGUCUCGUCAGUCACCGUCAGAUUCUCAACCCAUCGGUAUCGGGCUCGUUUAAAAAUCCUCCCGGUACUCUUUACAACACCUGAGAGUUGGUUUGUUUUUUUACAGCAGUGUUUAAAAAAUAAAAAAAACGCUCCAAUGCGUCACGCAACUAUUGAGGACACGAUGAAAGAAAAUUCGCUGAAGCAGGAGACAAAAGUCGAUUGGGAGGCGCGACAUCCUGAAGAAACGUCGCCGCAGAUUCCGAGGACCGCGGAGGAACAAGCCGGUGGAAGUCCUGUGAGUGCUCCAAUAGUGACGACGACGCGUCGGCACGUCAGGACGAUCACUACGACGGGACACAUUACGGAGACCCUUGCCGAGGACUCGGAACCUUCGCCAGUGUCCAGCCCGGGGGAGAACAAAAAUAACAACAACAAUAAUAAUAAUAAUAAUAAUAAUAAUAAUAAUAAUAAUAAUAAUAAUAAUAAUAAUAAUAGUAGUAGCAAUAAUAAUAAUAACAUAAAUAGCAGUAACAAGCUCCUUCAGGGGCAAGGUGUGGAACAUCCACACGCCGAACAGAGCUCGCAUUACGCGGAACAGUCUUACAUUCAUCUGCCGGCAGAUAACGGCAGUCCUGAUAGUAACCAGCAGGUUGUUUACACGAGCAACGGCGAGGAAUUACAAGUUGAGACCCAAAAUUCUGAGGGACAUCCUAUUACUUUGUCACUCAAGGAACCACCUAAAUAUGCAACAGCAGAAAGACCAGAAGUAGAGCGUGUCUAUGUUUACUCAGACGCGACAGACGCAGGAAAGGUUCCAAUACUCCUCCAGGUCCAGAGGAUGCAAGAAGAUUUCCGGCGACGCCACCACCACCCACACCAGCACCCUCAUCAUCACCACCACCAUCACCACCACUCCCAGUCCCAUCGAUUCAGUCCCCAUGCCCACGAAAACGGACAAGUCACCAGCAGAUACGAGUCUUCUAAUUCUGAAGAUUUUGAGCCGAGUGUCUCGAUGUCUCAGCCAGGCUCGACAGUUCUAGGCUCGCCUUCUUAUUCCACGCCCGUCGACGUCGUCAGGACGACGCAGCACCAACUCGUUUCAGGAUAUCCUGAAGCGACGAUCAAGUAUGACGUAGCAGCUGCUGUCGCCGCUGCUACAGAGAGCAUCAAAACCAGUAGUACUUACACAACUCUGGAGACUGUUGCGCUACCACCAGCUCAGACGGUCCAAUAUGCUCAGUACGUUCCUGAAGGCUUUCAGCAUACCAGUAGUUAUGGAUACGCUAAACCGGAAAUUACUUAUCUUAAUUAUCCUGGAGGACAAUCCAAUAGAAGCUCUGAGGUCGAAGCGCCAACAGGAGUGUACAUAAAAAACGAUCCAACCUUAACAUCUUCCUCAUUAAUCGGCAGUGGAAGAACGCAGCUGUACCACGAACAACCGGGUUCCCCGAAUUCUCAAGUGACCAUCUACGGAGCACCCGGAACCCCGACCUUCCAGUACGUAAAACAAACUGGAGAAGCCUACUGGCAACCGGCAGGUUCUUCUUCCCCGCCGACUUUGGAGUACGUCCAAGGCUACCCGGGCGUAGCGACCAUUUCGGCGAGCGACUCCGCGGGAUUAAUGUACAACGGGGGUGGAUAUGUAACCGCGAGCAACGGGUCGCCCUCCCCGUGGGGUAGCUUGCCUGACGAAACCUUCGACGGAACUGUCAUGACUGAGACCAAGGAAUGCGUUAACUGCGCUGCCAACAUGACCACGCUCUGGAGACGAGACGGUACCGGUCAUUUUUUGUGCAAUACGUGUAAAAUUUACAACAAACCCAAUGGCGCGAGUAGGGGAACCAUGAGAUAUAAUUCCAAAAUGAAACAGACUAUUGCUGCGGUAAACAGGCCGAUGAGUAUGAAAAAAGACGGGAUCCAAACCCGCAAAAGAAAACCAAAAAAUCACUCAGCAAUGUCUGGAGUACUUGCAGGACCUAGCGCAGGAAUGAAUAAAUCCGAGAUGAAACCCAAUUUACUCGUGGAUUCAAAGUUGCACAUGAGCAUGCUCACUAAUAGGGGUGGGAGCGUUGAAAGGGUUGAGGACGAUUACAUGAGUACAAUAACAACUCAAUUGGGGCACGCGCAUUCGCCGAUAGCAUUACCCUCUGCUGCGGUAUUGAAUCGUCAAACUAAUCUUAUUGUGCCCCCAUUAGAACCAAUCACUAUUAACAAGUCAUCGGAUCUGACGGUGAUAACGUCAACAGCGCUGGUCUCAGAUACCGACCGACCAUGA